Messenger RNA from Sturnus vulgaris (Common starling), 2796 nucleotides. It is a transcript of the gene TEAD3, whose product is annotated as TEA domain transcription factor 3. The record is from RefSeq and is a predicted model, not a curated record. Gene Ontology annotation, cellular component: transcription regulator complex. Gene Ontology annotation, biological process: embryonic organ development; hippo signaling; positive regulation of transcription by RNA polymerase II. Gene Ontology annotation, molecular function: DNA-binding transcription factor activity, RNA polymerase II-specific; RNA polymerase II cis-regulatory region sequence-specific DNA binding. NCBI's taxonomy places the organism in Eukaryota, Metazoa, Chordata, Aves, Passeriformes, Sturnidae.
UAGCGUCCAACAGCUGGAACGCCAGCGGCAGCCCUGGGGAGGGGCGGGAAGAUGGCCAGGACGGCAUGGACAAGAGUCUGGACAAUGAUGCCGAGGGUGUGUGGAGUCCAGACAUCGAGCAGAGCUUCCAGGAGGCGCUGGCGAUCUACCCACCCUGCGGCCGGAGGAAAAUCAUCCUCUCAGAUGAGGGCAAGAUGUACGGCCGUAACGAGCUGAUCGCCCGCUACAUCAAACUGCGAACGGGGAAGACACGGACGAGGAAGCAGGUGUCCAGCCACAUACAGGUUCUAGCUCGGAAGAAGGUGCGGGAGUACCAGGUUGGCAUCAAGGUCUCUAGCCACUUGCAGGUUCUUGCCCGACGGAAAUCUCGUGAGAUUCAGUCCAAGCUGAAGGCCAUGAACUUGGACCAGGUCUCGAAGGAUAAGGCUCUGCAGAGCAUGGCUUCCAUGUCCUCGGCGCAGAUUGUGUCGGCCAGCGUCCUGCAGAACAAGCUCAGCCCCCCCCCUCCUCUUCCUCAGGCCGUCUUCUCUGCUGCCCCCAGGUUCUGGAGUGGGCCUAUCCCAGGACAGCCUGGACCCUCUCAGGACAUUAAACCGUUUGCACAACCAGCUUACCCCAUCCAGCCACCCAUGCCUCCAUCACUAGCCAGUUACGAGCCCUUGGCUCCGCUCCCACCAGCUGCCUCGGCCGUGCCGGUCUGGCAGGACCGCACCAUCGCCUCCAGCAAGCUCCGGCUCCUCGAGUACUCCGCCUUCAUGGAGGUGCCCCGGGAUGCUGAAACGUACAGCAAACACCUCUUCGUGCACAUCGGCCAGACGAACCCCUCGUACAGUGACCCGCUGCUGGAGGCCGUGGACAUCCGCCAGAUCUACGACAAGUUUCCUGAGAAGAAAGGUGGCCUCAAGGAGCUCUAUGAGCGUGGGCCCCAGAACUCCUUCUUUCUCGUCAAGUUUUGGGCGGAUCUGAACAGCACGAUCCAGGACGGGCCAGGGACCUUCUAUGGUGUCAGCAGCCAGUACAGCAGUGCAGAGAACAUGACCAUCACAGUCUCCACCAAGGUGUGCUCCUUUGGGAAGCAAGUCGUGGAGAAGGUGGAGACGGAGUAUGCACGGCUGGAGAACGGCCGGUUCGUCUACCGCAUCCACCGCUCUCCCAUGUGCGAGUACAUGAUCAACUUCAUCCACAAACUCAAGCACCUCCCAGAGAAGUACAUGAUGAACAGUGUCCUGGAGAAUUUCACCAUCCUGCAGGUUGUUACGAACAGGGAUACCCAGGAAACCUUGCUCUGCAUUGCCUUUGUUUUCGAGGUCUCCACCAGCGAGCACGGCGCCCAGCACCACGUGUACAAGUUGGUCAAGGACUAGGGGCUCUUGGGGACAGGCAGGGGCAUGAGGGGUGUGCAGGGGAGGGAGGGGGCCGUGCAGAAAAGCCACCCGUGCCUGUUGCCUUGUGAGAAGUCAUUUGAAGACAGGAGGAGAAGGAGAAGGAAGGAAAACAAUAGCCAAAAAAGACUGACUUGUGAUCGAAGAUGUUUUCUACUUAGGAACAGUUUCUUUUUUUUUUUUAAUAAAUAAAUAAAAUUACAAAAAAAAAAAAAAAAAAAAAAAAAAGAAGAAGAAGAAUGGGAAAGGAAGCAUAGGGAGAAAGGAAACCCACAUCCCCGCAUCUGGUGCUGGAGAGGGAGAGACGACCAGCCCUCGAUGUUGCUGGUGAGGGCCAGGAUCUCACCGUGCCACCAGCAGCAGCAGCAGCAGAACAUCAGUGCAGAGAACGACCCCUCCUUUCAUCCCCAGCCUCGCCCAGAAGUGGCCCCGGUGCUGAGAGGAGCAAGUGCUGACGCUCAGGAGGAUGCAGCACCAUGCCAGGUCUGAAACUGAUUGGCAUGGCAGUGACAGUGGCAUUGGCACCAGUGGCAUUGGCACCAUGUGGCACAGCCCAGGGGAUGUGGGACAGACGUGCAGGGUAGGGCAGAGUGGAGGAGGGGGACACUGCCACCUCCCCAGGGAUGCUCCUUCUCCAUGCCCAGCUGGGGCACUGGGAACCAGUGGCAGUGAAGGCAUCAGGGCAUUGACAAUGCAAACCAUAGGGUUUUAUGGCUCCUUUUUUUUUUUUUCCCUUUUUUUCCCCCUUUUUUUUUAAAUGAAAGUGCUUUUUAAUACUUUUUAAAAAGACAUCAUGCUUGUGAUCAGGCUGAUGGCCCUCUGCAGUGCCCAGGUGCUCCCCUCCCACCCUGCACAGGAAGUGUCUUGUUUAGGGAAAGGUUUGGGAUGUCUCCAUCUCUGGCUGGGUUUUAUGGAGGAUCCCCUGAGCUCUGUGUGUACUUUCAGGACUUGCACUUGGGGGUGGCCCAGGCUCAGUGUCCCCACUGUGGUCGUUUACUGAGGAGUCAUGAGUAGAGAGCAGUGAGGGCAGAUUUGCCUGAUUUAUUUUGCAUAUGUACAUUUUCCUUGUUUUGGUUUUUUUUUUGUUCCUUCACCUUUUUUUGCCUUUUUUCUGCGGUGACUGUUCCAAACUGCUCCGUCGGCUCCUGCAUCCUGUGGGAAGUGGCCAGGGAGGUGACUUGUGCAGGGUAAAACAUUGAGCAAUGCAGGGCCAAGCUGUCAGUGGACAGAGUUUGGGACAGAGAGGACAGAGACAGAGAGGGGACAGAGAACAGGAGGGGUGCCAGGAUAAGGGACUGGGUCGGCUUGGAGGUGUUUUUGUGGCUGCAGCCCAAAGUAAGCCAAGGCAGAGUGCCCAGUCCUGAGGCUGCAACUGCAAGGGCAGAGUCUGGGGAAAGCAACCCCAGGGUGCAGG